Molecule: messenger RNA, 1154 nt
Organism: Corylus avellana
Lineage: Eukaryota; Viridiplantae; Streptophyta; Magnoliopsida; Fagales; Betulaceae
Gene: BIL4
Product: Bax inhibitor-1 family protein
Cellular component (GO): membrane
Source: RefSeq, a predicted model, not a curated record
UUCCACUUCUCUCCAAAGCUUGUUCCACGUGUAAGCUUCUCCUUCAACCCCCAUCAGAACCACACGUGUACGCGAUGCAUCAAGAACUUUCUCAUCUCCCUCUAUAACCGCUCUUCUUACCCACCUACUCGCAGAAGCAGAACCGUCUGUCAUUCACUAUUCAGCGGCAUAACUGAUAAAUUUUGAUUUUGUUCUUCGGAUUUACGAGGAAAAUGUGGGCCCAGCCUUACCGGAAGAGUGACCUGGAGGUCGGAGCGAGGCCUCUCUACCCGAUGAUGCUAGAGAGCCCGGAGCUCCGGUGGUCCUUCAUUCGCAAAAUCUAUUCAAUCCUGGCCGUGCAGUUGCUCGUCACCAUUGCCGUCGGCGCCGUAGUCGUUUCGGUCCCUCCAAUCGCAACCUUCUUCGUCAGCACCGGGGGCGGGCUCGCCCUCUACAUCGUACUCAUCAUCUUGCCCUUUCUUGUGUUAUGCCCCUUGUACUACUACCACCAGAAGCACCCGCUGAAUUACUUUCUUCUUGGGAUUUUUACAAUUUCUCUUGCGUUUGUGGUUGGAUUGACUUGUGCAUUUACCAGUGGGAAGGUUAUAUUGGAAUCCGUCAUUCUGACGGCUGUGGUUGUCCUGAGCCUCACUCUGUACACAUUUUGGGCAGCAAGGAGAGGCCAUGAUUUCAACUUCCUUGGGCCCUUCUUGUUUGGCGCUGUAAUGGUUCUUUUAGUAUUCGCCAUGAUUCAGAUUCUGUUUCCGCUCGGCAGGAUUUCUGUGAUGAUCUACGGGUGUUUGGCGUCUCUCAUAUUCUGUGGCUACAUAAUUUACGACACUGACAACUUGAUCAAACGCUAUUCCUAUGAUGAGUACAUUUGGGCUGCGGUCUCCUUGUAUUUGGACAUCAUCAACCUCUUCCUGUCGCUUUUAACCAUUUUCAGGGCUGCUGAUUCUUGAAGUUAUAAUUUGGAUCAAAGACAAAAUUCUUGUCAACAAAGUUAAUGUUCUACUUCUUUUUUCUUCCUCUUUCACCGUGGGUUAACAUUGUAAACCAUUUCAGUGAUUGUAGUGAUAGAUACUUGAGUUUUACUUUGUUCAGUUGCAAAUUUGUAUAUGAUGCUUUCUGUUAAACCGUUUUGUAGAUAAUGGAAGGGAGCAAUUUGAACAUUA